This is a messenger RNA of Vicia villosa (hairy vetch), 1783 nucleotides long. Its product is annotated as protein phosphatase 1 regulatory inhibitor subunit PPP1R8 homolog. The coding region runs from base 283 to 1569 and encodes 428 amino acids. NCBI's taxonomy places the organism in Eukaryota, Viridiplantae, Streptophyta, Magnoliopsida, Fabales, Fabaceae. Gene Ontology annotation, molecular function: protein binding; mRNA binding. The record is from RefSeq and is a predicted model, not a curated record. The transcript is spliced from 3 exons.
CAAAAACAGUGGAAAAUGAAAAUCUCAUGGGGUAAGAACAGAAUUCCAAAACAUAAAUAUUUACAAAGAAAUUGAAUUCAGAAUUUUCUGUCUCCCUGUCUCUCUCAGCAUCGCUUUUUUAAGACGCAGCGUUCUAAAACCCUAACCGAUUAUUUUUAGGGUUUGUACAAAGAGAGGUUAAUAGUAUGUUCUUAAGAUUUGGUGUCGUUGCGACAUUGUGAUGCAACUUGUUUAUGAGCUCGUAGUUAAGGGAGCUCGGAUAGUAAGUUCUAGUUAAAGAGAAUGUAUGGAAGAACGUCAGGUCUUGAUAGGUUUAAGAAAGCCGAGAGUUUGGAACCGUUUUCUGUUAUCAAUUCGUCUUCCAGAAAUGUUGCUCAGUCCUCUAAUAAGGUAGCUGCUUGGCCGUCACAGUCUCGGAAUUCUGUACACCAAUCUCAUCAUCAACAGCAACAGCAACAUGCUUCUAACAAAGCUGUGGGAGUUGAGGCUGCCCCGUUGUUGGGACAGAAUCAACACGCAACUCAGAUUGGAGGUGGACAGUCGAUGUGGCAGCCGCCGGAUUGGGCGAUUGAGCCGAGGCCGGGUGUUUUUUACUUGGAAGUUAUGAAGGAUGGUCAGGUGCUAGAUCGGAUUAAUUUGGAUAGACGGAGGCAUAUCUUUGGGAGGCAAAUUCAGACUUGUGAUUUUGUGCUUGAUCAUCAAUCUGUCUCACGCCAACAUGCUGCGGUCGUUCCUCACAAGAAUGGGAGUGUAUAUGUAAUUGAUUUGGGAUCUGCACAUGGUACCUUUGUUGCAAAUGAGCGAUUGACCAAGGACUCACCAAUUGAGUUUGAAGUGGGACAAUCACUGCGGUUUGCUGCAUCCACAAGAAUAUACGUAUUAAGAAAGAAUGAUGCAGCUCUUUUUCCUCGUCCUCCACCACCCACGGAGAUUAAUUUCCCACCACCUCCCGACCCUUCUGAUGAAGAAGCUGUUGUUACUUAUAAUACGCUGCUGAAUCGUUAUGGCAUCAACAAGUCUGAUCUAGUCAAAUCCAAUGAGCUUGGUGGUUCAGCAAGUGGCCAAAACAAGGAUUGGCAAUCAGAAAGAGCUGCUAAGAGAAUUAAGAAGGCAAGAGUUUCCUUCAGGGAUCAAGUUGGGGGGGAAUUAGUUCAGGUUGUUGGAAUAUCAGAUGGUGUAGAUGUAGAAACAGAACCUGGUCCAGUUGGUGUUAAAGAAGGAAGUCUUGUUGGUAAAUAUGAAUCUCUUGUACAGAUAACUGUAAUUCCAAAGGGGAAAGAGCAGUCCUCUGUUAAGGAGACAGAUUCAUCCCAAAAAGGUGUGACUGAUAAGCUACAAGAAGUCUUAAAAAAGAUCAAAAACCCCGUUAAAACUGGGAUUUAUGAUGACCUUUAUGGAGAAUCAUUAUCUGUCAAAGUUGGAUCAGCAUGGGCAUACCCACCUAUUAGUAGUGGUGCGCAAGCUCAAGCAGCUAAGGAGAAUGGAAAAGAGAAUACAUUAAGUGGAAAAUCUGACAGUAAUCCAAGCAAUGCUGAUGAGGAUGAUGAUGAUGAUGACUUGUUUGGGUGAGACUAUUGAACCUAUGCAGACAACAUUUUGGAAUAGAUUUGUGGUAUUUUUUGAGUUCGACACUUUUACAUGGUAGGUAGGGAGUUGAAAACAUGCAUAAUAUUAUGUUGCACGCAUUCUUAUCAUCUGGAAUUACCCUUCCAUUGUGUCCAUAAUUAAUGUUUACCACCGCAAACUCUACAAACUCUGAAAAGAUUGCAGGUUCAUGAUUAAA